This is a messenger RNA of Pyricularia pennisetigena, 2535 nucleotides long. RefSeq lists its product as uncharacterized. Gene Ontology annotation, cellular component: Golgi stack. Lineage: Eukaryota; Fungi; Ascomycota; Sordariomycetes; Magnaporthales; Pyriculariaceae. Bases 1 to 2535 code for a protein of 844 amino acids. The record is from RefSeq and is a predicted model, not a curated record. The transcript has 3 exons. Gene Ontology annotation, molecular function: ATP hydrolysis activity; ATP binding. Gene Ontology annotation, biological process: SNARE complex disassembly; Golgi to plasma membrane protein transport; intra-Golgi vesicle-mediated transport.
AUGGAUAUGCGGAAUAACUUGUUUGGGCAGGGCCCACGAGGAGGCAGCGGCCUCCCUGGCCGGCAGGUACAACGACCUUCUGGCGGCGGCGCACCUCCCCCAGGCCGAUAUGACAGCCCGCAGGGCGGAUAUGGUGGCUCCCAGGGAUACGGACAGCAGCAGGCUGGCGGCAACUACGGACCCCCGGCAACACAACAACCAAGACAGCCUUCCGGUUACGGAAACCCGCCCCCAGCCGAUAACUACGGUGCCCCGUCGGGACGCCGGGUGCGUCUGCGGCUUGCCAAGGUGGAGGACAAGACACUGCAGAUGAACUACAUCUUUACAAAUAUCUGUGCCGUUUCUCCCAGCGACUUUCCAAGCUCUCGCGAUGGCGACCACUACAUCCGUCUUACCGGCCCCCAGCUGCGCGGCGACUACGUUGUCAUGGCCCGCCCCACACCAGGCUUCCCACCCGGAUGCAUCAGCCUUUCGGAUCCGCAACGCACAUGGCUGCAGGUCGGCCUGAUGGACGAGCUCGAGGGUGAACUGUAUGAUCCACUUGGGGGCGGCACACCGUACCUUGGCGCCAUUGACGUCGAGGUCGGCUUCGCCUCAAAGGCCAAGUUCACUGAGGAGGCAUACGAUCAGGAUGAGCUGCAGCGCAUGAUGGUAUCGACCUUUGCUAACCAGAUGUUUGCUCCCGGGCAGCGGAUCCUGAUGGACGUCAGGAGCAUACCGCUGGCUAUCCAAAUCAAGACGGUCACACUCGUAGACUUGAGCAUGUCGGAGAAGCCGGCCGGCGAUGGGGCUAUGACGAGCUCGGAUCCGAACAAACGGGGUGUCUUGACCAACCAGACUGGUGUGACCUUCUUCAAGGAUCCGAAGACGAGCAUCAAACUCAAGGCAUCGAGCCGCAAGGCUGCUUCGAACGCCAUCGUUUCGCCAGACUUCAAGUUUGAGGACAUGGGUAUUGGUGGUCUUGACAACGAGUUUGCAACUAUUUUCCGCCGUGCCUUUGCCUCGCGCAUCUUCCCGCCAGAGCUCAUCGAAAAGCUAGGAAUCCAGCACGUCAAAGGUAUCCUCUUGUUCGGCCCUCCCGGUACAGGAAAAACCCUGAUUGCCAGGCAGAUCGGCAAGAUGCUCAAUGCCAGGGAGCCCAAGAUCAUCAACGGACCCGAGGUGCUGAACAAGUACGUGGGUCAGUCAGAAGAGAACAUCCGCAAGAUGUUUGCGGAUGCGGAGAAGGAGUACGCGGAGAAGGGUGAUGAAAGUGGGUUGCAUAUCAUCAUCUUCGACGAGCUGGACGCUGUUUGCAAGCAGCGUGGGUCAGGUUCCGGAGGCGGCACGGGUGUCGGCGACAGUGUCGUCAACCAGCUGCUCUCCAAGCUGGAUGGUGUCAACCAGCUUAACAAUAUCCUGCUCAUCGGUAUGACCAACCGCAAGGAUAUGAUUGAUGAUGCACUGCUACGUCCCGGACGUUUGGAAGUGCAGGUUGAAAUAAGCCUGCCAGACGAGCCCGGCCGUGAGAAGAUUUUGCAGAUUCAUACAACCAAGAUGGUGAAGAACAACGUCAUCGAAUCCGAUGUAGACCUGCGAGAGCUGGCGGCCAUGACCAAGAACUUCUCGGGCGCCGAGAUCAGCGGUCUGGUAAAGGCGGCCACAUCUUUCGCCUUCAACCGCCACACCAAGGUCGGGACCAUGGCAGGUGUGUCUGACAAUGUGGCGGAGAUGAAGGUUAACCGCGAUGACUUCUUGCACGCGCUGGGUGAGGUCAAGCCGGCGUUUGGCAUGGACGAGGACAAGCUCGGCGCGGUUAUUCGACACGGCAUCAUCCACUUCUCGCCUGCCAUCGACAGCAUCUUGCGCGACGGCAUGAUAAACGUCGACGCUGUCCGCGACCUCGAGCAACUGAAUCUCUUGUCUGUGCUGCUCCACGGCCCUGAAGGCAGCGGCAAGACUGCCAUGGCCGCCCACAUCGCCAUCCAGUCCGGUUUUCCGUUCGUCAAAACGAUCACGGCAGAGAUGCUUGUUGGGUGCCGCGACGAGGUCGGCAAGAAGGACAUGAUCCACAAGGUGUUCACUGACGCUUACAAGUCGCCGCUGAGCUUGCUCAUCCUGGAUGACAUUGAAGAGAUGAUUGAGUGGAACCCUAUUGGGCCUAGGAUGAGCAACAUGAUGGUUCAAGUUCUGAGGACGCUUAUGAAGGCGUUACCUCCGAAGGGUCACCGCCUGCUCAUUUUGGCCACAACCUCUGUUCGUUCGGUAUUGCAGCAGCUUGACAUGAUGAAGGCGUUCAACGCCGAGAUCGCGAUCCCGGCCAUCAAGAACCUUCAGGAGCUGUCCCGGGUAUUGGGAGAGUCUGGCAUGUUCGAAUCGCAGGACCUGAACGUGAUCGUUAACACGAUUGGCAACAUCACGGGGACGGACAAGGUCAACGUGGGCGUCAAGACGGUGCUGACUCUGGCAUCGACGGCACGCAAGGCGCCUGAUCCUGUCGACUGGUUUUCGGAGGAAGUGGCAAAGGCAAUCAACAACAACAUGCCGCAAUAUUGA